Messenger RNA from Lepisosteus oculatus (spotted gar), 9028 nucleotides. RefSeq names its product tetratricopeptide repeat domain 17 (gene ttc17). Gene Ontology annotation, cellular component: cytoplasm; actin cytoskeleton. Gene Ontology annotation, biological process: actin filament polymerization; cilium organization. Lineage: Eukaryota; Metazoa; Chordata; Actinopteri; Semionotiformes; Lepisosteidae. The record is from RefSeq and is a predicted model, not a curated record. Gene Ontology annotation, molecular function: protein binding.
UUCCUGUAGUUCACGUUUUAAUGCCUAGCAUUAAAAUCAAAUUUAGUAUACACACACGAACUAUCUCCGUGCAUGUUACAGUAAGAAGAGGAAUACGCAAGAGAAAACGUGAUCAGAAAUGUAAGACUCAAGGGUUAAAGGAAAAUCCAAGAAUGUAUUUCUUUUCUAAUUGGAAUGGUCAGGGUUGAUUUUAUCCCAACAUUGAAAGGUUGGGAGAAAAAACAAAGCAAACUCCCGAGUAGGUAAUCACCUUGAAGUCGCACCUGCACAUAGCAUGUGCCCCUUUCCAAUAUGGCGGCGUCCUCUGCACCGCACGCGGAAACACCCUCUUCCACUCCGGCGCUUCCGCUUCCCGUGGCUCGUGCUAGUGAGCGGAGAAGAAAAAUGGCGGAGUACCAAUGGAGAGGAAUGGAGCCCCGGCUCUGUUCCAGCAACCCGAGGAGGGUCACCGUUUUGGGCUGGGUUUGUUUCUUCUUGACUGCCACCUUUGCAAAGCCCGGCGGUGCCACCACCCACUGGAUCGUGACAGAAGACGGCAAGAUUCAGCAGCAGGUGGAUUCCCCUUUGAACUUGAAACACCCACAUGACCUGGUGAUUUUCAUGCGACAGGAAACUAGAGUCAACUACCUCAAGGAGUUAGAGAAACAGCUGGUGGCCCAGAAGAUCCACAUAGAGGAGAAUGAGGACCGGGACACGGGGCUGGAGCAGAGGCAUUACAAGGAGGACACAGACUGCAUCACUGCCAAGGUCCCUCUAGGAGACCUGGACCUGUACGAUGGCACCUUCAUCUCCCUGGAGAGCAAAGGCAUCAGCCCUGAAGACUAUGUAGAUCCCAAGUCAGCACUACCUCCCGAUCUAGAGAAACCAGACUGUACAAAGAUCCUGGAGCUUCCCUACAGUGUGCAUGCCUUUCAGCACCUGCGGGGUGUGCAGGAGAGGGUGAACCUCACCUCCCCACUCCUUUCCAAGGAGGACCCCAUCUUCAGCUCUCUGUCCCGGAAGCUGGGGAGGAGCAUGGAGGAAGUGGGCCACCGGAUCCACGAGGCUCUGCUGCGGAACUCCUCCUCCUGGGUUCUCUACAACCUCGCGGCUUUUUACUGGAGGAUGAAGAACGAGCCACAGCAGGUGGUGGAGUGUGCUGUGCGGGCGCUGCAUUUCUCUCCCAGGCAACACAAGGACAUUGCCUUGGUCAAUAUGGCCAACGUACUGCAUCGGGCACACUUCUCUGCGGACGCUGCCAUUCUGGUCCACGCUGCCCUGGAUAUGACCUCCGACUUCCUCACCAGCCACUACACUUUGGGCAACAUCUAUGCGAUGCUGGGCGAGUACAACCACUCGGUGCUGUGCUACGACCACGCCCUGCAGGCCAAGCCCGGGUUCGAGCAGGCCCUGCGGCGCAAACACGCUGUGCUGUGCCAGCAGAAGCUGGAGCAGAGGCUGGAGGCCCAGCACAGGUCGCUACAGCGGACCCUGAACGAGCUGAAGGAGUACCAGAAGCAGCACGACCACUACCUGCGGCAACAGGAGGUGCUGGAGAAGCACAAGCUCAUCCAGGAGGAGCAGAUCCUGCGCAACAUCAUCCACGAGACCCAGAUGGCCAAGGAGGCCCAGCUAGGGAAUCACCAGAUGUGCCGCCUGGGGAAGCAGCAGAGCAGUCUGCACUGCCCUUUCGACCUGCCAGUGCGCUAUCACCGCGGGGACCUCUUCGAGACCGUGCACUUCAUACAGUUUGGAGAGGACGUGUCUGUGGCCAGCAGCACCCCCCUGAACUCGGAGCUCGGCCUCAACACGAGCCACGUCCGUGAGCCCUUCCUGUCCGUCUCUGGGGGCGCCAGCCUGGGCACCUUCUGGGGCAAAGAGCCCUCCACCUUCACGGAGAGCCCGGAGGUGCUGUGGCCCAGGAGGGAGGACUGUGCCCGCGCCUACCCCUCCGUCCCGCCGCCCGAGGAGCUGCCUACCUUCUUCCUGCCGCCGGAGAGCCGCGGCUUAGGGGUCCAGGAUGUGCUGUACCGGAACGAUCCACCCGAGACAUCUCCGUCAGCCCCUGACUGUGGCCCAGGGGCUGUCCCUGUCCUGGGGGGCAGUGCAGCUUCUCUGGGGAGGUCCCUGGAGGAGAGGGAGUUCCCAGACAGCCAUGCCAAACAGAUGCUGUUUGCGCGCAGCGGCAGCCUCAGCCACACUGAGGAGCAGAUUGGAGCUCUCAUAUCUCAGGCCUUGACCAAGUCUGCUGCCCCCCGGUGGCUGGUCAUGAACGAGGCAGCGCUCUUCUGGCGCGCGAGGGGUAAUGUCAGCUCUGCGCUCUCCUGCCUGCACCACGCCCUCAGUUCAGUCCCCCAGGAGCACCUCGACAUCCCACUGGUCAAUGCUGCCAACCUCCUGCUGCGCUGCGGGCUGCCUGAGGAGGCGGGGCACGUCCUGGAGCGCGCCGUGGCCAUCAACGGCUCGGAGCCGGUCACCCUCCUCAGCCUGGGGAACGCGUACCUGGCGCAGGGCAACGUGAGCCGGGCGGUGUCGGCGUUCCGACAGGCCCUGUCUCUCCCCGCUCCCUGCCCACACUGCGAGAGGAGCCUGCGGCUCAUCCGCUGCCUGCAGUUCUACCCCUUCCUGUACAACCUGACCCGCCCGCCCUGUGAGCCAGGCUCAUGUCACAGCACUGAGGAGAUGAGCAGCUCUGGGUCACAGCCAGCAGGUGCUGAGUCUGAGACGACUACACAGAGAAAGGAGGCUGCAGGAUCUGUUGAACUGCUUCCCAACACUGUGGGCGACUCCCUGCAGUUUGAGACUGUGGUCGUGGACAGUAACGGCUCUGGCGAGGCGGCGCAGCGCGUCGGGCGGCUGGAGGAGGAGGAGGAGGAGGAAGAGGAGUGGCAGCUGAAGGAGGAUCUGAUGGGGGCUUUCGAGGGGGCCCUGGACGUGAAAGGGCGGCGCGUGGACCUCCAGGGCAUCCGCGUGCUGAAGAGCGGGGCGAGGAGUGGGCGCGCCGGGCCCUGCUUCGGAAACUGCGAGGACGACGAUGAGGCCGAGUGGAUCACUUUCCAGGUGAAGAGGCUGAGAAAGCCCAGGGCAGACCCGUCCGAGGCCACAGAGGAGGGCAGCCCCCCGGGGGGGGCGGGCGCCCAGGCCCAGCCGGAGAUCAGCGGCCCCCGGAUCCCCUCGCCGGGCCCCGCAGGGAAGCGCAGGGACUACCUGAGCCUGGGCUGGCCCAGUCCGGACGAGUGCCAGCGGAUCCGCCGGGUGGAGCUCACCACCGUGGCCAGCACCUGGCUGGCCGUCUCGGCAAAGAACAUCGACAUCACCGAGCACAUCGACUUCGCCACCCCGCUGCAGGAGCCUGCGGUGGAGCCCGUGUGUAACCCCAACCUGCCGGCCUCCAUGCACACCUUGGACCACCUGUCCGGAGUGGCCAACCGGGGGAGUAUCCACUACACCGGAGAGAGCCAGCUCCGAGAGGUUCUGCAGAAUCUGGGAAAAGACAAGUAUUCUCCCCAGGCAUUUGAGCAGGUGGGAACACGCAUUGCCAAGGUCUUGGAAAAGAACCAGACGUCGUGGGUGCUGUCCAGUAUGGCGGCGCUCUACUGGAGAGUGAAAGGCCAGGGGAAGAAAGCCGUUGACUGCCUGCGGCAUGCCCUGAACUACGCCCCACACUACAUGAAGGAUGUCCCGUUGAUCAGCCUGGCCAACAUAUUCCACAACGCCAAGCUGUGGGAUGAUGCCAUCACUGUGGCCAGCAUGGCAGUGGAGAUAGCGCCCCACUUUGUGGUGAACCACUUCACCCUUGCCAAUGUCUACAUCGCCAUGGAGGAGUUCGAGAAGGCCAUGCACUGGUACGAGUCGACGCUGAAGCUGCAGCCAGAGUUCGCCCCCGCCAAGGACCGCCUGAGGACCAUCCAGUGCUACCUGCUGACCAAGAAGGAGCGGCGCGCCACCUAGUGUCAGGUCCAGGCGUGGCACUUGGCUUUCAGUGGUCCUUGAAAAUGUGUCUCCUCAUCGAAACACCUGAUCUCUCUGUUGAUCGUACCAGUUCCAGCUUCUAGACCAGGGCUAGCCAGACCGGGUCACUGAGCUUCCAGAGUCUCUCCAGCUCCAGGCUUCUUGGGUCUCCACCGAGUCAAGUCUGGAGCCUGGGAUUCAUCUUCUCUUCCCGAUUAACUGGGAAACCGUCGUCAUGGUCUCCGCUAUAAUUUGUUUUCCAUUCGUUUUUUCUAGAUUGAUUUUUAAGGAUGAUUGUUUGCACACUCUUGAUUCUGGAUCCUCUUUACCCCUGUGGAACUGAUUUUGAGGUUUUUGGACUUCACCAGAACCUGGUAUACAGACUUAUACAGAGGCCCAAUAGCAAAUUCAUGCAACACUUCCCAAAUUUGUUAUGAUCCAUUUAUAUUUGUAUUUAUUUAUUAUAGGAAAUUACAUUUAUAAUCAUCUUCUGACGGUAAAUUACAGUGUUCAGUAACUUCACACCAAUCAAAUGCUAAUGCAGACAUUUACACAAACAUUUGUAUUAGGCAAGAUAUCAGAUGUUCAAUCAAAUUUUAUUCAUGGUGGAAAUUUGAGGUUUUCUGGAAAUAGAGGCAGCUCUUAGAAUCAUCUUCAUAAUAGGUGCUACAGUAUAAGCAUUCUAACAAUUGGUAUAGCAAUCCCCCCACAAAUUCUUUUCAUUGUCCACUCUGUCGUAACGAAUGACUAUUAAAUAUAUUUAAUAUCUUAAAUUUAAAUAUAUUUAAUUUAAUGUAUUUAUCAGAAUUUGCAUCCGAUGGGGUUCAGCAAUACAUCCCACAAGCAAACCAGCAUUUGUAUUCCAGUCUCGGAGUAAUUACUUUAUCUCUUUAAUCAUAGGUAAGAAAAGGUCAUGUAUAUUAGAAAUGACAUAAUUGAAUGAAAACGACUGCCAUGUGAAGCAGCAUACCUUGUGUUUUUCAAUAUUAUCCCAGCUUAUCCAUAGGGUUGUGAUGUUUCUGGGUCAAUGAUUGCCUGGGUCAAUCUUUUUGGUGCGAUUGUCAUCUCCUAGUUAAAAUAUUUGAUCCACAGAUUCCUUGACUGUAUUGUGGAUGCCAGGAACAGAUGAGGAUAUGAAGGCAUAUCAAGUGUUCCUCAUGUCUGUGUCCAGAGCUAAGCCAUUGCGGUUGCAUAUUCACACAUUGUAUAGAACAGGAAAUCCAAAAUGUUCUUUAAAAACAAGGCAGGUCAGCUCUGAGUUAAGUUAGGGUUUCCACAAAUCUACUCAAGGGCGGAGGUCUGGGUUAUAGCAGUUUAUAAGAAACACCUUGUUUUGACUUUGGGCAUGUGUGGUUUGUGAUGUUUCUGGUAUUUUGGGACAGGAAGAGUGCGUGCUAUGAAUUCAAAACAGAAGGUACAUCAGCUGAAGCUGCCAUAAGGGAGCUAUGGUUAGGACACAAAUACUGGAAUGAAAUCGCAAUUGUUGUUUCCACUUCUCUUUUCAACCGUUACCACAGAAGCACCAGUAAUGUCAGAGUUCUAGUAUAGCAUAUUAGAAAUCAAAUAUUUUUUGGGAUGUGAAGAUGUAAGCUACACAUAUCUCUUCUCAAGCAAAAUUUAUUCUUGUGAUGUUCCAUCUGUUCAUUUGUAUAUGGAAAAAUAACAUACUCUAAUCACAAGUUUAAAAUAAUGGUGGUAAUCUCUCUUUUAUGAAAUUCUGUCAGUUUUUAAUGGGAAAUCUUAGUCAUUUAGCAUAAGGCAAAAAAUGAUUUAUUGUUCAGUUUUUCUAAUACAAUAUAGAAAACUGCUAUAAAUUAAUUUAAAACUGUGUGAAACAGGUUCAAGUCAAAUUGGUUGUGCAAAGCUGUGCCACUCAUAGUAUUUUAGGGAUAAAUUGAGCUAGAGGUCAAACUUCCGUACUGUAAUGGGGACCAUUCCUGGUUUGGGGACCUGUAGCUCUGUGGAAAAACAUAACUGAAUGGAGCAGAUGAGUGAGAUUUACACCUCAGUACUGAUAAUGUGGCAGGUAGUUAUUAAACUCCAUUGCCAAAUGUUGUUUACAACCAUAACUCAGGCCAAGCUUCAUUUCUACAGAAUCUUUUUUCUGAAAGUGAAAAUGUCUAAAAGGUGACCUCUUUGUGUUUAGCAGAAACAUUUCAAAUACAGGUGUGCAGAAACCAGCUCUUUAUAAAUCAUGUCUCAUAGGUUGUCCGUGAACAAUAGUUUUUUUUCUCUUUAAACCACUUCUUCUGUUUGUAAUAGUCAGAAAGUUUACUGUUUUACUGUUUUAAGUUGUAAUGGUUUCAUGGUGCUAAGUGACUGAAUUUCUGAUUUCUGAGUUCAUCUUCUAACCUAACCUCCUAAACUGAACGAUAGAUUGGACAUUUUUUACGUAGGAAUCUCUCUGGCUAUAUAGUAACUCUGGAUGUAGCAUCAUAGAAAGAAAACUCAUGUUUCUCCAACAUUCGUUCGGUCUGAAGAUUCUAGUAAUCUUGUUCAAGUAUAACACCACGAUUUCCAUCUGACCAUUUUAGACUUGUGAUUUCCCCACACCAGCCAUCUUCCACCAGAAAAUAGUUCUCCCAGAAAUUAAUCUCACUAAUAUGUUUCUUCGUACAGUUUCAGUUUUUGUAUGUUAUUAAUUGCUGUCCUGUUUCUCAAAAGUGGAAGUUUGAAGUAGCAUGGACCUUCACAUUUUGACUUUGUGAAAAUGAACAAUUUAAAGUAGAUAGGUAACAGCCAAAUGUUUUCUGUAGCUUCUGUUUGGAUGCUUGUCUGCAUCUCUGUUGUGCCCUUACAUGGAUAACUUUAUGGUGUGUGCUUAUUAUGCAUUCAUUGUAUACAAUCAGAUUGAAGAGUAACUCAAAUUUCAGCAAAGUCAUAUAGAAACAUGGUUUCAACUAACAGGCCAUACUGUAGCACAAGCAGAUUUUAUUUCCAGUAUGUCUAAUGAAUUAAUCAGUCUGAAUCCAAAGCUUAGUACUUCUGAAUCCCAAACAAAUUUCCAUACGUUUUUAAAAUCCUGUCUGCCUUCAGAUUGUUUUGUACUGUACAUGUGUCAGUUUGCAUUGUUCCUUGUUGCGAAUUCUUUUGCACUUGAACUCCUCUUGAAUCCUUCUUGAAAGCCUUCUUCUCCCAUCUGCAAUGAACAGGCAUGAAGAGUCAAAAUUUGCACACUUCUGGCCAAGUAACCUUUAUGAGGUGAAAAAAGGACAGUUAUUGUGUGUAUUCUGUUGCAAAAACUAGUUUUGAUUGCACUACUGAAUUGGUGAAUCUCUUGCCAAAGUGCUGACACAGACUUUGAUUAGCACCUGCAAUCUGUAUUAGUGUUUCUUCCUGUUCUAACAGUUUGGAAGAGCAUUAAACAAAGUGGAAAAACAAUGUUUUACAAGUUUCAGUGGCCACAUACCGAAUACAAUUCAGUGCAAAAGGUUAGAAGGGGAGAAAUAAAGCAAUGGCUGAAUAAGUGUUGUAGACACUAUACUUGAUCCCAUUGGUUUGUGGUUGUUCUUGGACAGAGUCCAAAAGGUCAGGAGUAUUACACAUUGCAGAACAGGUUGUAGUUAUGCAGCUCUUUAGAGGUUGUUGUGCAGCUCUUGUGUCAGCUUCAUUAGCUACAAUUAGCCAACAUAAUUCUGUUUUUCGACAAGGAUCUGGAAAAGGCACCAGUGCUUCUGUUCCUUAGUCCUUUAUAAACAGGAAUUUUUUACAGUACGGGGUACAGAAAAAAAUAAUCCAUGUUUAAUUUUUAAACAACCAAUAAAUUUAAUUUUCAGAUCUCGGAGAGUAACUUAAAAGUGUAUGCUGCCACUAUGUCCUGAAAGGUGCAGAGUAUUUGUAGAAAUGAAUUGGAUCUUCCUAAACUUCAGUGGAUCUCAUUGGACCAGUGCUAAUGAGGUAUUGUUACAUAUAUAUUGAAGACUACAAGGAGAUAGUGGAGCUGUGAUGUAUCAAAAAGUAAACUAGUACAGAGUGGGGCUAUACAACUGUUAUAGUAGUUUUGCCCGAGAGCUAAUUACAUUCUGUUUUGCAUUCUGCAGAUUUCUUCACUGCAUUGCUGUGCAAGGCUCCAGGUUGCUGAUAUUGAAGGCCUUGAGUUGCCUUAGUCACUCGCCAUUUAUAAGACCUAAAAGGCAGGCAGCUUUUGAUUAACAUGGAACUCGGAGUCCAGCCUGCACAGCUUCAGCCUGCUAAGUCCCAAGUGCUCAGUAACCAGUAUCUUCUGUCACAAAUACUUUGUCCUUUCCAUGGCUAAGCCACCCAUUGAUCCUUUGUCAGUUGCCACACUUAGGAGGAAACUUUCUGGGAAUUCCUUCCUGCUGGCAGUUCUGCGGUGUUCAGGUGUCGGGUUGGUCCUUUUAGCGCUCAGAACGUUCUGUCGAAAGCCUCCUGCCCUCGUACGAGCUCUCUUGACUGCCGGCAAUCUGUUGCAUUGACCUAUAAGCAAAGGCAUCCGUGCACGGAAAUCAGAACUCCACUGCGAUCCUGUUCUGAAUUCCCAAACCACACACAGUUCCAAAUGUUUCUUGUCCCAGCAUUCUCUUCUCUCCAAAUAUGUAUUUAGAACUGAAUGCCAAUCGCUUGGUGAUUUUUGACGGUGGUGAUUUUUGUCUUCCAGAGCAGCAGACCUACAACCAAACAUUUUGGGUACAAAACUACACUUGAAUUGAUGAUUGAUUUUUGUCCAUUUUCCUUUCAUUUCUGUAAUUUAGUUUUUUUUUCUGCCUCAAAUCAAAGGUUACAACAUUCAGGUCGCUAAAUUAAAAUGCUACAUUUUGAGAGCAGCUUCUUACUGUCUUUGUGAAGUGGUGCCCCUGCGCUGCAGGUGUGAAAAAGAAUAUGGAGUUCAGUCUUAGGUGAGGUGCCUUGUUUUACUGCUGAACACAACUACAAGAAAACCAUGUAAUUAAUGGUAAGACUGUUACUUCUUAUGGAAAAAAAACUGAAUAUUUGUGACUAAAGGGAUAUCAGAAUAAAGGAGAUUAAUAUAACUGUUAAAGCAAGUCUAAUGAGAUUAAAAAUAAUGGAUGUGUAAAUAAAUCAAUAAAUAUGUCAGGGACCAGGAAUGUUGUUUUGUUAAUUAAACAACCAUCAAAGU